Molecule: messenger RNA, 1406 nt
Organism: Neomonachus schauinslandi (Hawaiian monk seal)
Lineage: Eukaryota; Metazoa; Chordata; Mammalia; Carnivora; Phocidae
Gene: LDOC1
Product: LDOC1 regulator of NFKB signaling
Exons: 1
Coding region: 136-582 (148 amino acids)
Source: RefSeq, a predicted model, not a curated record
GCCGGACUCUUGCUCGCACCUCCCUCCGCCCCUGGCCACCGUGAGCCUCCGCGGACACGCACUUCCUGCGAGGCCUCCGUGCGCACCUUAGCCGAACCGAGCCGAACCCAGCCCUGCACUUCCAAGUCGUUCGCCAUGGUGGACGAGCUGGUGCUGCUGCUGCACGCUCUCCUGAUGCGGCACCGCGCCCUGAGCAUCGAGAACAGCCAGCUCAUGGAACAGCUACGGUUGCUGGUGUGCGAGAGGGCCACCCUGCUGCGCCAGGUACGUCCGCCGAGCUGCCCGGUGCCCUUCCCCGAAACGUUUAGCGGCGAGAGCUCCCGGCUCCCCGAGUUUAUCGUGCAGACGGCGUCUUACAUGCUCGUCAACGAGAACCGAUUCUGCAACGACGCCAUGAAGGUGGCAUUCCUAAUCAGCCUGCUCACCGGGGAAGCCGAGGAGUGGGUGGUGCCCUACAUUGAGAUGGAUAGCCCCAUCCUAGGUGAUUACCGGGCCUUCCUCGAUGAGAUGAAACAGUGUUUUGGCUGGGAUGACGACGAAGAAGACGACGACGACGACGAAGAAGAAGAUGAUGAUUACUAGGCCGGGAGACCCUCGGGCCCAGGGGGGAGGGCCCUGCACGCCGCCAUCCUCUCCCCACCUCCCCUGCCCGGCCCGGAGCUUCCAAGCUCCCUUUCAUCCUCGGAUCCCCUUCCCUACCCCUGCCCUCCGGUUCUCUCCCUCAUCCCCCCCGUAGUGCUUGCCUUUGUUCCAGGAAUAGUGCUGCAGUUACCUGCUGCUGGGGCUUCCCUCUGAAGCGCGCCGCCACCGACUUUGGCCAGCCCCAGGACCCUCCCCUGCUAAUUUGGACUGUGUCUUGAGCCCCAGCUAUAGGGCAGGUCCCUGUUACAAACUGAUCAGACUACGCCAGCCCUGCCCUGCCGACUGCAAGGCCUCCAUCUGCCCAGAGACCUACGCCGCCACUUCACCCCAUCCACCACAUUCCAGCGACAGACCACAGCCUUUGAAAAUAAGGACCAACCUAGAAGAUGCCUGAGUUGGCUGUAUCUCCUCCUCGGACAUUAAUUUGGACAGCUCACCAACCCCUGAAGGGGCCAAUCUUUCAACCUGGUUAGUUUCCUACCUACUCCCAGAGUCCUCCCCUUCCCCACCAGAUUGCUGCUGGGGCCUAGAGUGCCUGGCAGCCAAAUUGUUGACAUUUCUUUUCUCCUAUGCACCAGUUUUGCACAGCUGUCCUUUUUGUUUCAAAACUGCAGCAGUCCCAACAGAUGUGUGCAUUUGGACAAAAAUACUAAAAACAAAACAAACAAAAACAGGCACUCAGCCCAGCUCCUCAAUACCACCUGGAAAAAGCAUUUACAUUCUUUUCAAUAAAUAUCAAGCACUACAAAAAAAAAAAAAAGAGA